Messenger RNA from Gadus chalcogrammus (walleye pollock), 6554 nucleotides. RefSeq lists its product as uncharacterized. NCBI's taxonomy places the organism in Eukaryota, Metazoa, Chordata, Actinopteri, Gadiformes, Gadidae. Gene Ontology annotation, cellular component: nucleus. The coding region runs from base 3962 to 4903 and encodes 313 amino acids. The transcript is spliced from 2 exons. Gene Ontology annotation, biological process: regulation of transcription by RNA polymerase II. The record is from RefSeq and is a predicted model, not a curated record.
CUUUACUAUCCCACUUGUUUUUACUAACUAGCUUGCUGGUAACGUUAACCAAUAAAGCUGUAGCAUACUUGGAAUACUUGUUACGCGACUGAUGUUUUGCAAACAGUAGCGUUCCUUACGCAAAGUGGAUAAUUAUUUUCUCCUACUCUCCUAAUAAUAUCGUGAAGCCUCUGCUGGCCUUGACUGACGUGAGUGGCAAGACGUCAUCAGCACUGAAGUAAAAGUGUUCUAAAACCAACUGUCUUAUGACGACUUGCAACGUUCAAUUCACACUGCUGCAACUUCUAUCUACAACGGUUUUGUUACGUUGCAUUGUGAAUCUUUGUUCUGAAUUGGCUUUUCAAGGCUGACAAGGCUUUAUACACAUACCUGACAAGAAUGAGGUCAACGGGGACUGGAGGGAAUGAUCUAUGAUGCAAAAAGAAAUGCAUAGGAAAUUAAUGUAAUUGUGUUAAACUUUUAAACAGUACAGUUCAUGAUACAUAUACAGUGUGAAACAGUACAGGACUAGGCCUAGGUUUUGUGCAGGUAAAGAAGAAGAUGGGAAUUUGUAAAUUCAUCUUAAAUCAAAACUGAAAGGUCCUACAAAACAUUGGGGUUUAAACACAGGUGGUUUAAUGGCACCAUAUUCUGGAUUUGCAUGACCUUUGUAUUGCAAAUUGCAUCUCUAGUUCAGGAUUAUUAUUAUUAGCCUAUUAGUGAUUGGUGGAUUUCUUUAAAAUUGACUGACAACAAGUGAUCUCUGGUCGAUUUUUAUUUCAUUUUUUAGAACUUGACGUCACACAAGCGUCAAUCGAGUACUCGUUCAUAUUUCCUCCUAGACUGGGUAUGAUAUUUUUUUCGUAGGAUAAGUCCCGGAUUCUCGCCUCUGAUUGGCUAGAAGGGCUCUCCUUUAAAUCGUGUUUCGAUUAGUCCUAGAUGUUUGCGGGAGUUUAUGGUAAGGAUUAGGGGUUAACCCAUUUGAACUACGCCAGUUGAUCGCGCCUCUUUUGACGGCAGCCUCCCCAGACCGACGCGCAAUCUACGAUUGCCAGGCUAAUUUCCUCCUAUUCCCGCCAACACUUCACGGUGGGGACCCAGACCUACUGAUACGUGGUCGUUUUCGCUUGAAAUCCUCAAUAAGGUAAAUUAAGAUUACCAUUGGUGGCAUUUAGUCUGCAGAGAGAGGGACACAUAGCUAACCAAAUGCUUAUGAACUUCUUGCAGUUUGGUACAACACCUUCUGCCAACUGCUACCUAUUAGAUUUCGCUACCUACUUCGGCGCAUGCGCAUGACAUGCGUAACAUUGUAAAAUACAUACUAUACCCCUGAAAUCUCCAAUAAAGACAUUUUAAUACAGCAUACAAUUAUGCUCCCCAUAUUCUUAUGUGUCAGGUAGCGUAUUUCAUCUGUAGACCAACUGCCUCUAUCAAACGAUGCUCCCACUACAGAAUCACGUUAUUGUACACCACUAACCCCAUGUAUACUGUAAGAAUAUGGGGAUGAUAAUUUCAUACUGUAUUAUUAUAACGUCUUUAUUGGAGAUUUCAGGGGUACUGUAUGUGUAUUUUACACCAAUACCACAACGCGGAAUCAAUAGCGUAAUCAUGCGCAUGCGCAGAACAGACCAGGAAGCACAAUAUGAUAGAAGAAAUUGGCAGAACACCCUGCUUGACGGAGUAAAAGAAGACAUGGCGAGGAACGGAAAGCUACGGGACCGAACUGAAGACGCUGGGAUCCACCAUUUAAGAGACAUCCGGAAUCAACAGGACAUCUUCACAACCCUGACUCAGCAGCGACAGUUGAGCCAGCCUCUCUGCAGCUUAAGGACAACUUCAGCUUGAUCGAAAACUGGGGGGCAAUUCGUAUAAUAAUAGGAUAAAAACACCAGAUUUGGUGUUUUAAGGUUUAUUAGUCUGAGGUUUAAUUAAUGUAUCAAAGCAACACAGCACUCGUGAUCGUGGGGUGGCUAUCUGGGCCACUCGACAUCAGAACCUUGAGUUUGCAGCCUCAACAAAACACCCGUGAUUAUAUCAUUGCCCAACCCCACUCUCACUCGCACAAUUUCAAAUUGCAUUGAUGACCUUAUUUCAGCCUUGGUUACCGAAUACUAAGAUUAAACUCAGGUUGAUUGUCAGUUCAGUCUUAUCCUGUGGGUCAGGCACUGCUGUUAUUUUCUUGUAACUUAAAAUUGCACUAGACAGCAUUAAUAUUAGUUUGGAUUGGAUUCUGAUUAGCAGUCACUGCUUUAGCUAUACUCUCCACCUCAGCCUCUCCACGGCCUUUAUGCUCAGUCCUGGUUGACCAAUGUAAACCUUCAAUGUGGUUUGUUCACUUGAAUCCGUGAAACGCAUGAAUUUUACUUCAAAUGUUUUGUUAAUAGAAAGAAUUGUCGUGAUUUGGUCUCUGUAUAUGCAUUUGAAAUAAAUGAUUCAUCAAUUCAGUAUCUGAAUAUAUUUCAUUUCUAUUUUUCAACAGGGUCAGAGUUUGUGGAAAUGAGAAUUGUUAUGUAGUUCUGGAUGGUCAACAUAGUUGAGCACAAAUAUUUGUUGUGGGAAUUGAGUCAUCACUAAGUAGUAAAUAAACAAUAAAAGUGGUGACAUUUUCUGAUUUAACCUAAUAUUUGUGUUGGACACAAACAGCCAGUGUAAUUCUGAAGUUUGAUAUCACGGUAAGUAAAUGACCACACCACUACGUAGCCGUGACAUUACUUGCAUUACCAAGUGGCAACGUUAGCAAAUGACCACACCACUACGUCGCAGCAACGUUAUUAACAGUACCAAGCGGCAACGUUAGCAAAUGACCACACCACUACGUCACGGCAACGUUAUUAACAGUACCAAGCGGCAACGUUAACAAAUUACCACACCACUACGUUGUGGCAACGUCACUCACGCUACAAAUGGGCAACGUUAGCAAAUGACCACACCACUACGUCGCGGCAACGUCACUCACGCUACCAAGUGGCAACGUUAGCAAAUGACCACACCACUACGUCGCGGCAACGUUAUUAACAGUACCAAGUGGCAACGUUAGCAAAUGACCACACCACUACGUUGUGGCAACGUCACUCACGCUACCAAGUGGCAACGUUAGCAAAAUUACCAAGCCACUACGUCGCGGCAAUGUUAUUUGUUUACUUUAUGGCAACUUCCUGUAGGCAACGUCAUGGCGAUGUUGCCACAACGUUGCCAGGAGGUAAUGUUGCCAUGACCAAAUGGCAACGUAUAGGCAACGUUGCCGUAUGGUCGUGUGUUAGCUGGGUACCGUGUGUUUCCCCUUUGCUCCUUAGAAAAAGCUCUUCUGUCAUUAUGUCCUUAAAUCGCCGUAUCAAUCCUUAAUGAGCUCCAAGCAAUUUACCAGACCAGCGAACAGUCAGGCACAGUUACUGCUAGCGGGUACCUACCUGGAAGUGGGCGGUACCCAACCAUAUUUGGAAUCCGUGUUUGGCGCAGUGAGUGCACUUACAGCCGCAAACCUUUAGGGGCGCAUCUUGGCACCCUCCCAAACACUCACACACCUACCGGUAAACGUGUGUUAUGGGCCAUGGCUAAAAACCACACAGGCACCUUUAGAAAAAGUUCCUGUAUUCAUUGUAAUGGGUUAUCCUUAUGGGGACCUGCUUUUUUGUCCCCACACUGCAAGAGGUCCCCAUGACGUAACUGUGUUUACAGAUUGAUGUCCCCAUGACGUGAUAAAGACCAGCACACACACACACACACACAAAAGUAGCAUAAAAGGAAACAGUAUAAUACCCCCCAACCCCUCUCUACAAAUCACCAAUCAACACAUUCAAUUCAGAAAUUAAAUUCAUUUCAUACAGGACUACUUGAUAGGCACAGAGUAAAUAAAAGUAAAAACAUGGAUUAAUUAGAAACAUUUAAACAAGAGAUAUAAAAAAAGGAAGUGAGGAAACAAUGUAGAUUUAAGGUGAGCACUAAAGAUGUGAAUAAAUAAUAAAUACAUUGGGGAUCUUUAGAAAUGGGUUUCUCUUGCAAACAAUGUUGUUACUCUGCAGAGACUAUCUCUGUGUUUAUUAGGCAUGUCAAGGAACACAGGAAUCUUGCUAACUUUAGAUUUUCUUGUGGGCUUGUUGGGUGUCCUUGUAGUUUUAGGACUGCCACUGCCCUUCAGAUUCACAUGGAUCGCAACCACUCAAAGCCCAAACCAGCUGUCAGCAGGUCUCCAAGAUGUAUUGAUCUGACCUGCCAUAUUGAGGGAUGUGCCUUCACCUCAACAAACUUUUCCAGCUUAUGUGAACAUUUGAAAUGGCACAUUAGAGAUGGCAAGAAAAUUGAAUGCCCUUUUGAAAGUUGCAAAAAUAAUUUCAGGGUGAGGUCUUCUUUCCUCUCACAAAUGAGCAGAAAGCAUUCAGCUGAGCAAGCAGCUUCUGCCGGCGGAGUGUCUGGUGAUAAUACCGACAAUCCUGAUGAUGGAAAUGGGAAUGAUUAUGGCACAGACCAUGCAGAAUUUGCUGAAAUUGGGGAGAGUUUCUCAAACAAAGAAGAUGGAGAUGUAUUCCUGACAAACUUAGCGCUCUUCUAUCUUAGAAUGCAAGCUAAGAUGCUUUUGCCAGCCACAACAAUCUCAGCUCUAAUUGAAGAGUUCCAAGAAAUCAAUUCAAAUGGAAUGGCACACAUACUGACUAUAAUAAGUCAAGAACUAGAAAAACUUGGGAUACCCAGAGAUAGAAUCAAUGAAAUACUGGAUGGCCUAUCAAAAGAAAAUCUACUGAAGAUGCACAAUGAGGGUGUUUUUCGCUCAGAUCAAACUAGAAAGACAUUUUUCAAGAGUAAUUUCAGUUACGUUGAGCCAACUCAGGUUUAUCUUGGAAUUGAUCCUAAUGGUAAAGAACGUUUCUGCCAGUAUGUGCCAGUUAAAGACACUUUAAAAGCACUUCUGAGCAACCCUAAAGUUUGGUAACAGUACAAUGCUACAAAGAUGCACUCUGCGGGAGCCGCACAUGUGUUAGAGGAUGUGCACGAUUGUAAGAACUGUAGAGAAAACCCCCUGUUACAGCAAGCACCAUCCUCUGUGUCAAUCAUACUAUAUCAGGAUGCUUUUGAGGUUGCAAACCCACUUGGAUCAGGCAAGAAGAAGCACAAGCUCCUUGCUGUUUACAUGACACUGGGUGAAAUACUGCCACAUAAUAGAUCCGCUAUAGACCCUGUGCAGUUGGUGCUUCUUUGCAGGGAAGUUGAUAUUCGCCAUUUUGGCCAAGAAAAAGUAUUUUCUACCCUAGUAGAUGAGCUUAAGGAGAUUGAAGAGUCUGGCAUUACUUUAAACAGUGGUGUGACCUUGCAGGGGGCAGUGAUAGCAAUCGUAGGUGAUAACCUGGGAUCACAUUCUAUUGGGGGAUUCACAGAAAAUUUCAGCAGAAGCAAAAACUUUUGUCGAUACUGCAGUAUAGAUACAGAAAGUUUUGAAAGAGAGCCCACAAAGCUUGGCCCAGUAAGGACAAAAGAAACCUAUGAAAACUGUGUUGAGGAGUUGUCCAGGGGUCAGGAAUUCAUGAUUGAGGGUGUGAAGUUUGACUCAGUUUUCAACUAACUUAAACAUUUUCAUGUGUGCCAACCAGGCCUUCCACCAUGCCUAGGGCACGAUCUUUUUGAGGGGAUUGUUUCCAAUGAUCUCGCGUUGUACAUUGAGAACCUGGUGUCUGUGGGAAAACACUUUUCGUAUACUCAGUUGAACAGAAGUAUAUCUAAUCUGAAAUUACAAGGAAGUGAUGCCAGUAACCGGCCAUGUGAUGUAAGGCCAAAAGGGCAAAAGUUGGGUGGGAGUGCUGCUCAGAACUGGUGCCUAUUGCGGCUUCUCCCAAUUCUUAUUGGUGAUCGAAUAAAGAAUCCCCUGGAAGACCAAGUCUGGUUGUUGUGCCUUAAACUUAGGGAGAUAGUGGAGCUUAUUUGUGCACCCAAAAUCCAUGCCAACCAGGUGGCCUAUCUUAACAUUCUAAUCAGGGAAUAUCUGGACUCUAGAGUGUCUCUUUUUCCAGACAAAUCUGCAAAACCAAAACACCACUACCUUCUCCACUAUCCAGACCUUAUCUUAAAAUUUGGUCCUCUCAUUCGCCUCUGGACAUUGCGCUUUGAAAGUAAGCACACAUAUUUUAAGCAGUGUGCACGAAAGCUCCGCAACUUUAAGAGUCUCGGUAGCACUCUGGCAGAAAGGCACCAGUUACUACAGGCCUACCUGCACAGUGGGAACAUUUUGCUCCCGUUCUCCAAAUUGAUCAGGCAAAUGCAUUUGAUAGUCAAAUCUACAAUGCAGCGAUUCAGCAAGCAGUGACGUGCAGGGGGUUAACAAAAGACACCACAAUGGAAACAGCAAGUGCCACAUACAAAGGCACCACACACAAAAAGGGCAUGACUGUUGUUUUUAAUCUCAAUGACAGUGGCAAUGUGCUGGGUAAGAUUGCUCGAAUAAUAGUCAAACAGGAAAAGGUGUAUUUUGUUUCGGAAAAAUAUCAGUCAGUUCCAGUUUUGGACUGUGCACUGUCUACAGUAGAGCUGUGUUGAAAAAAUCGAUUUUCCGAUUUUUAAUCGAUUCGCAUAUUAAUGACCGAUUAUCGAUU